AUGGCAGAAGUUCUUAUUUCACAUGGUGCAAAUAUCAAUGAAAAAAUAAAUAUGGAGAAACCGCACUUCAUAUUGCAGCUAAAAAUUAUAGUAAAGAAACUGUUAAAUUUCUUAUUUCACAUGGUGCGAAUAUCAAUGAAAAAGAUGAAGAUGGAGAAACCGCACUUCAUAUUGCAGCUAAAAAUUAUAGUAAAGAAACUGUUAAAUUUCUUAUUUCACAUGGUGCGAAUAUCAAUGAAAAAGAUGAAGAUGGAGAAACCGCACUUCAUAUUGCAGCUAAAAAUUAUAGUAAAGAAACUGUUAAAUUUCUUAUUUCACAUGGUGCGAAUAUCAAUGAAAAAGAUGAAGAUGGAGAAACCGCACUUCAUAUUGCAGCUAAAAAUUAUAGUAAAGAAACUGUUAAAUUUCUUAUUUCACAUGGUGCGAAUAUCAAUGAAAAAAAAAUAA
Trichomonas vaginalis G3 is the source of this 447-nucleotide messenger RNA. RefSeq names its product protein of unknown function (DUF3447). The record is from RefSeq and is a predicted model, not a curated record. The transcript has a single exon. NCBI's taxonomy places the organism in Eukaryota, Parabasalia, Trichomonadida, Trichomonadidae. The coding region runs from base 1 to 447 and encodes 148 amino acids.